AUGAAAGCCUAUCAAUUAAACGGUACAUCCCACGUUCCUUGGUACUACGACAUGAAUUUAGAAGAUACCAAUUGGAUCAUAACGAGUUCUUUUAUGAUUUUUACCAUGCAAACCGGUUUCGGAAUGUUGGAAUCAGGAUGCGUAUCAAUUAAAAACGAAGUAAAUAUAAUGAUGAAAAACGUCGUUGAUAUCGUUUUGGGCGGUUUAACUUAUUGGAUUUUCGGUUACGCAAUACAAUUUGGAAGAAGUCCGAUGAAUAACGGAUUCUUAUCGCUCGGCGAUUUCUUUAUCGAUCCAUCAUUAGAUGAUCCCAUGAAAGGAGCUAUUUAUGCCGCAUUUAUUUUUCAACUUUCAUUUGCAACAACCGCCACGACGAUUGUUAGCGGUGCCAUGGCCGAACGAUGCAAUUUUAAAGCUUAUUGCGUUUUCAGUUUUUUUAACACCAUUAUAUAUAGCGUUCCGGCCGGAUGGGUUUGGAGCGAAAAUGGGUUUUUAAGAAAAAUGGGAGCUGUUGAUAUUGCUGGAUCUGGGCCAGUACAUUUAAUAGGUGGAAGUGCAGCUUUUGCAGCUGCUUUAAUGCUUGGACCUCGUUUAGGACGUUAUGAUAAUGGACGGAGAGCACUUCCGUUGGGGAGUCCUGUAAAUGCGGUUAUGGGUUUAUUUGUUUUAUGGUGGGGUUGGCUUGCUUUUAAUUCAGGAAGUACUUACGGUCUAAGCGGUGAAAAAUGGCAAUAUGCAGCUCGAGCAGCUGUUAUGACAAUGAUGUCUUCAUUUGGUGGUGGGACAGUUAGUAUUCUAUUUUCGUUGUUGAAGCAUGAGAGAAGAAUAGAAGUUUUAGAUAUAAUUAAUGGAAUCUUAGGAUCGUUGGUUUCAGUAACAGCGGGUUGCUUUUUAUAUAAAAGUUGGGAAGCUUUAUUAAUUGGAACAAUUGGAGCUAUUUUAGUAUGCACAGCCAUGCCGUUAUUCGAUUGGGCUGGAAUUGAUGAUCCUGUUGGAGCAAGCGCUGUCCAUGGAAUAGGAGGAAUUUGGGGUGUGUUAGCCGUUGGACUUUUCGCAGAAGAUCCACACCCACUAAAUACAACUCAUGGUUUAGUUGGUUUAGUAAAUGGUGGUGGCUGGUAUUUAUUGGGCAUCCAAAGUUUAUGUUGCCUUUGUUUAGCAUCUUGGGGAAUAUUUUCAUGUAUGACUCUACUUUGGAUAAUCAAUAAAAUCAUUCUGAUUCGAAUGGAGGUCCACAUAGAACUUUUAGGAGCAGAUUUAACAGAGCAUCACGUAAAACAUCCCCAAGUAGGAGUAUCUAGGGCCCUAUCAGCUUUAAGACCUUGCUUAGAUAUGAAUAACGUCGAAGAUUUAAUUAAUGUUGGUUUAAAUCCGGGACACGAUGUUAAUUUAAACAUCAUGAAGAGUUUAAGCCGAAAGAGACGAUAUAAAUUGUCAAAGAUUUUUACUGAUAUCACGGGAAAACGAAAUUUUGGCAUCAACAGCCGCUGGAAUUUGAUUCCAAAUGGCAAAAAAAUUCGCGAUAAAAUUUUAAAAAGAACAAAUAAUAAAAAGAAAGCAGAAAAAGCGUUUAUUCAACCCAAUUUAAGUCCUUUGAGUGUUACUAAUUUAAAAAAUAUUGAUAAUCCCCUUCCUUGGAUUAAUUAA
This is a messenger RNA of Onthophagus taurus, 1647 nucleotides long. RefSeq names its product Ammonium transporter (gene Amt). Gene Ontology annotation, biological process: ammonium homeostasis; ammonium transmembrane transport. Gene Ontology annotation, cellular component: plasma membrane. Gene Ontology annotation, molecular function: ammonium channel activity. Lineage: Eukaryota; Metazoa; Arthropoda; Insecta; Coleoptera; Scarabaeidae. The record is from RefSeq and is a predicted model, not a curated record.